Messenger RNA from Archocentrus centrarchus (flier cichlid), 1796 nucleotides. RefSeq names its product transmembrane protein 26-like. NCBI's taxonomy places the organism in Eukaryota, Metazoa, Chordata, Actinopteri, Cichliformes, Cichlidae. The transcript is spliced from 6 exons. The coding region runs from base 91 to 1071 and encodes 326 amino acids. The record is from RefSeq and is a predicted model, not a curated record.
UGUUGUUUUUUAUUUCACUUACUGUGGAAGUCACUCAAAAAUAACGCGACAGCUGAUGUGAUCAGUUCUGAACUGCAGUCAGGCAACGAGAUGGACCCGGUUAAAUUUAUAAGUGCGAUUAUCACCAGAGCGCUGUUUAUCGUGGUUGCUCUCAUCGGAGUGUUGAGGGUGAUAUCUGUGAAGAAAGACAAUAAUUACUGGUUGCUGACUUUGCUCUUGUUGCCGCUCGUUGUGGAAAUGAUAAUAACACUGAAGAAGCGAAAAGGACAGGAUUACAAAUGGUUUUCCCCUCCUAUCUUUUUGUUUCUCAUCACUAUUAUUCCCUCCAUCUGGAUUCUGGAGUUGCAACACCAGCUGGACAAAGCCAGUGAUCUUCAGUGCAAAAAGCUUGAUUCUUGGGACAGUCUGCAAAAACUGCUGAAUCGAAGCACCGUCCAAGGAAAUGUCACAAACCAGAAUUUCCUGAAGAUGUUGUCUACUGUCUGCGCAAAUGACUGGAUCCUGGCUCUUCAUCAGAUCGUGCUCAUCCUCCUCAUUGUGGGGAAGUGGCUCCUGCCUUUGGGAGGCGGGAUCACAAGAGAUGAGCUGUCUCAACUUCUUCUAAUCUUUGUUGGCACAGCAGCGGACAUCCUGGAAUUUACUAGUGAGACGCUAUCAGAUGUAAAGGAGAAAAAUCCUGCUCUGGUCUACGUUAUCUUAGGUGUAUGGACCUGGAGUAUGUUGCAGUUUCCACUACAUCUAGCAGUGGUGAACGCCAAACCUGAUGGAGAGGAUGGAGGAGAGGAUCAGGGUUCCCUGGAGGCCUCCCUCUUGACUAAAUACAGCACUGAUAUUUGGAGUGUCUUAGAGGCCUUUUUUAUCCAGGAUGGGCCUUUUCUGGUGGUCCGGCUCACUGUUAUUACCCACUUCACUGUCUUCCACCAGAUGCUUGGUUUCUUUGCCAUCAAGAACUCCCUCGUGGUUGCCCUGAACUUGUACAGGUUGGUUGUUAUAUGGCAGGAAUACAGACGCUCGAGCAGCAACACUGCUGGGACCAGCCCCAACCCAGUGAGUCUAAUUAGUCAGCCCUGAGAGGAGAGGGGAAUCUGGGAGAUGGAUAUGUAUUACAAUAAACAUUUUUAAAGUUAAAAUCAAAGGGUAAAAACUGUCGCUGGAGCAGGAGAAAAAGGAAGUCAUUACUUUCUGUUUGUUUUCUUCUCACACUUCUAUUGUAUGAAAUCUAUAGGUUGUGAUUAACUUAUGCAGUUCCCACCCAUCAGUGCAGAAGAAGCCAGACAUGAAGAUAGAAGAGUAGAUAAGAAGUCUGGUGUCUGGCUGACAUGAAUUGAGGGCAACAAACCUGGAAAAGAGAACGAUGAUUGGAUACUUGUGUAUGAUAUACUCUGGAUGUGUGAGAGAGUGAGAUAAUAAUACACAGAAAUGUUCCUGUUUUAACUCAGUCAGAAAGUUGAAACUGAUGUAUAAAAAAAAACCUCCAGUGGCUGGUAGCUUUUAGGUCCUUUAUACCUUUUGGAUGCUUAUAAGUCAAAAAGUGUAUGGGUGAUAGGGUGAUAAUUACAUCAUUAAAUGAUAGUGACAUCUGUGACUAAAACAGGUGAAUCAUCUUGCAUUUGUACAAAGACUGUAGAUAAAUAAAACUGCACUCAGGUAAUGAGCUCUGUUUGAGUUGUUCUGAAUGCCUUUGAAACCUCAAUUUAUUACAGCUUUAAAAUGAUUUUAUGUGAAGACCUUAAUUUAGCUGGUCAAGGAAUGAAAAUACGUGUAAUGUUUUGGUUAUGUUAAUUUUUGCACAUUAU